Messenger RNA from Topomyia yanbarensis, 2384 nucleotides. RefSeq names its product ATPase family gene 2 protein homolog B. The record is from RefSeq and is a predicted model, not a curated record. Gene Ontology annotation, molecular function: ATP hydrolysis activity; ATP binding. The transcript has 2 exons. Lineage: Eukaryota; Metazoa; Arthropoda; Insecta; Diptera; Culicidae. The coding region runs from base 65 to 2287 and encodes 740 amino acids.
CGUCGACUUGAAUUUUUUUACGAUAGUUUCCUCCCUGUUUUGUUAAUGAGCAUGGCCCGCUAAAAUGCUCUCUCCCAUUCCGAUCGAUCGUCAAAUUACACCUGACAGCAGGCAGUUAUUCAUCGCACCUCAGGUAUGUGAAAUUUCCGCGGAAUUAUUCAACACAAGUGGCAGACAAUUGCCAGUGGGAGCUCCGGUGGUGUGUCGUUUCUCCAACAGUGACCGGCAGUUUUUGUGCAAGUGGUUUGCUCCUCCGGAUGACCACCUGAGAGUGCAUUCGGUUUGCUACGUAGAUCAAAGUGUGGAGCUUCUAUCAUCAUUGACAGCGGCAGCACAUAAAACUGAAUUUGAGGUGCUUCACGUGAAAGACCUGCUCGCGUUAGGUGAGGAAAUUUAUAUUUUCGAGAAGAUUUCCGUAGAGCUAAGAGUCGAUUGUACCAAACUAAAUCUCGAGUUGACCAGAGAUCGGAGGGAGCUAGCUGAGUUGGUAAAAGACCUGAUACGGACGUUGUAUCUUAGUAAAAACUGCAUAAUACGAUUAGACAACUUUGAAGAUACAAACUAUGGAAUUGUGGGUGUGCUGGUUAAAAGUACGUUGGGCCAGGGAAGCUAUGGUCAAAUUGACUCCUCUACCGUUCUCGAAAUAGACGAUAUUAUAUUCACUGGUCACAAAAGCAAACGUUCAACUCAUCUAGGAGGAUUGUCCGUCUCAAAAGUAGAGUUACAAAAAUGUUUGAAGCUAGAGGUAAAGGAAAACGUCCUGCUAGCGGGGCCUUCUGGUUCCGGAAAGAGCUCACUAAUAGCCCAAUUGGCUGAACAGGGAAACCAUCCCGUUUUCUGUAUUCGUGGGUUGGACUUUGUCAAGUCUUUCCCAGGCGAAACGGAACUAGAGCUGAGAAGGAUAUUUGAACGCUUAGAGCAGUUCACCAAAACUUUUGGAGGAAUGAAUAAAUCAAUCUUGUUAGUAAAAGAUGUCGAUACACUGUGCCCUAAACUUAGUAAUAAGAAAGGAGAAGAUAUGUCGAAUAUCGCUAGAAUAUCUUCGCAGUUUACGGCUUUACUGGAUAAGUUACAGAUUUCCGAUACUAGGAACAUUAUGAUAGGAACUACUUCCUACAUUGAGAAUUUGGAUUCAAAAAUUCGCCGUCCAGGUAGGCUUGGUAGGGAGAUUUUCAUUCGGAUACCUUCGGAAAAGCAGCGGCAGAAAAUUAUAAGCGUUUUACUUAAGCGCACAGGCUUUGAAAUAUAUUCAACUGUGUUGGAUGAAAUUAUCAAACGGACUCAAGGCUACGCAGGAGCAGAUUUGGAGCUACUAAUUCAUGCGAUCCAAAGAUCCGUUGAUAGGAAUCCUUCAAAUGAAAUGAUGAACGCAGUAAAUGAAUGUUUGCAAAAAAUGAGACCAACCUCGCUUCGGAAUUCCAUUGGCCUGAUAAGUGGGCUAACUGAUACACUCGAUUCCAUCGGAGGAAUGGAGAAAUUAAAAAAGACGCUACGAGUGUCAGUCUUGGGGCCACUGCAACACCCUCAAGCAUUUCGUCGAUUUGGGCUAAGUCCGCUGAAAGGAAUACUGCUCUAUGGUCCCCCCGGGUGUGCUAAAACAACAAUCGCCAGAUGCUUAGCCGCCGAGUCUCGAAUGACCUUCGUUUCGGUGUCUGCCGCAGAAGUGUACUCACCCUACGUUGGACAUGCGGAGAAACUAAUUACGCGAUUGUUUAAUCAAGCACGACUGAGCGCCCCAGCGGUUAUUUUCCUCGAUGAAAUCGAUUCUUUGGUGGGGAAUCGAAGUAUGCAAGGGGUUCGAUCCAAUGAUGUCCACAUACGAGUUCUUUCCACUUUGUUGACAGAAAUGGACGGAAUCGGUGUAAGUUUACAGUCGACGGUGGCAACUAGUGAUGACUCGAAGAAUAUUUUAGUAAUUGCGGCUUCUAAUCGUCCGGAUAUGAUCGAUGGUGCUCUUUUGAGACCGGGGCGUCUAAGUAAGCUUAUUCAUGUACCCGCACCGGACGAAGUGGGUCGACUGGAGAUACUGAAAAAGGUAUCGGCAAAGGUUCCUCUGGCGCAGGAUGUCUGCUUGCAGCAGUUGGCUAAGCAAACCGAGCGCUAUUCUGGAGCAGACCUGCAAAAUCUUUGCUCCCAAGCCGCCCUGCAUGGUGCUGCACUGGACGAAAAUAUUCAGCAGGUGUCGAUGGCUCACUUCCAGCACGUGCUGGAGGAAAGCGGGCCGUCGUUAACAAGCAAACAAAUCGAAUGGUACUUCCAAUAUGAAGCUAAGCAUAAAGUUUUAUGAGAUAUGCGAAACGUGUUUCGAUCGAUCAAUCUGCGGAUGACGCAAUUACCGUUCCUUUAGUUAGUGAUGACACCCUCCAAUCGAUACAUUAUUGUCG